Messenger RNA from Drosophila rhopaloa, 2094 nucleotides. It is a transcript of the gene Mco4, whose product is annotated as laccase. Gene Ontology annotation, biological process: iron ion transport. Bases 93 to 2033 code for a protein of 646 amino acids. The transcript is spliced from 4 exons. The record is from RefSeq and is a predicted model, not a curated record. Gene Ontology annotation, molecular function: oxidoreductase activity; copper ion binding. Gene Ontology annotation, cellular component: plasma membrane. Lineage: Eukaryota; Metazoa; Arthropoda; Insecta; Diptera; Drosophilidae.
CCUCAGCCUUAGCCACAGCCACAAAGGCGGCUCAAAUUUAAAAUUCCAUUCUUUUUGAAGUGAUUCUGUAUUCGGUUCGAUUGGAUGCGAGCAUGAAAUUCAAUUUGGUGCAGACACUGGUCUUCACUUUGUGCCUCAUAAGCGUGCAAAUAUAUGGCAUUCAAGAUGCCAGUGGGAAGCGGAUCGUGAGCAAGUAUGAGCGCAUAAUGCAGAUGUAUCCCCAGCUGUCCUCAGGCGCAGGCGAGUCCUCGCAGUGGCGGGCGGCCGAAAAGGAUAACGCGCGGCAUCCUUGCAAGCGCGACUGCGCCGAUAACCAGCCGAUGACCUGCUACUACUACAUGGUGGUGCACUAUGAUGAUACGAUGGCGGAGACCUGCAAGCGAUACCUCCAGUCCAAAUUCCGCUUCAAGGUGGGUGGGAAGGAGUACAUCGACGGCAUUAAACUGGCGGAGCAGAUGGCCGCGAACGACGACUGCAAGUACGCGGACGGACUGGAGAGCGAGGUGAUGGUGGUCAACGGGCAGCUGCCGGGGAUGAGCAUCGAGGUGUGCCACGGCGACACCGUGGUGGCGGAUGUGAUCAACAGCAUGCACGAGACGACGACGGUCCACUGGCACGGGAUGCACCAGCGACUGACCCCGUUCAUGGACGGUGUGCCCCACGUGACCCAGUAUCCGAUCGAGGCCGGCCAGGCGUUCCGGUACCGCUUCGAGGUGGACCACGGGGGCACCAACUGGUGGCACAGCCACACGGAGCACCAGCGGGCCUUCGGACUCGCCGGUCCGCUGGUGGUGCGGAUGCCGCCCAAGCUCAAUCCCCACGCCCAUCUCUACGACUUCGAUCUGACGGAGCACGUGAUCAUGGUCCAGGACUGGGUGCACAACUUCGUGGAGAGCGUCGCCGAGAACAUCCUGAUCAAUGGCCGGGGCAGGAACCUCAAGAAGGGCGCCAAGUCGCCCAAGCCGACCCUCUACGCCCACUUUCCGGUGGUCAGGGGCGGACGCUACCGAUUCCGGGUGAUCUUCAACGGCGUCUCCAAUUGCCCAAUUAGCCUGAGCAUCGACAACCACGACCUGGUGGUGAUCGCCAGCGAUGGCAACGACAUCGAGCCGGUGGAGGUGCAGCGGAUCAUGUUGCACGGCGCGGAGCGCUUCGACUUCGUGCUGCACGCCAACCAGGAGGUGGGCAACUACUGGCUGCGGGUGAAGGGCUACAGCUUCUGUGCGAAGAACCAGCUGCACCAGGAGGCGGUGCUGCACUACAGGGACGCGGACACCAAGUCGCUGGACACCCACACCCUGAGCUAUGCCUACGAUGCGCCGGGCAAGACGCUUAAUGAGCUGGGCGACGGGGAGGCGGGUGGCGGGAAGGGCACGAGCAGCAUAUCCCUGGCCAGUCUCAAUGCGCAGCGACCGGAACCGGAAGUGCCGCCAGCGGUCACCUUCUACACGAGCAUGAACGCGUUCGAGGUGAAGCAGGGCGAGGGCUUCCGCUUCCAGAUGGACGACAUCAGCUUCAGCAUGCCGAAGAUGUCCCUGCUUCAGACCCGCAACCUGGGCGUGGGCCAGUUCUUCUGCAAUCGCUCCCAGCAGGCGGAUCUGGGCUUCAAUUGCCGGCAGCGCCACUGCCAGUGCUCGAAUGUCAUCCAGGUGCCGGCCAACCAGCAGGUGGAGUUCGUCGUCUCCAGCCUGUCGAAGACGCCGCAUCCAGUCCACCUGCAUGGGUACACGUUCCGGGUGGUGGGCAUGGGCGUGCUGGGCGAGCAGAAGAUCGGCCAGAUCGAGCAGAUCGACAGGAAGUCGCCGCUGCCGCGUCGCGGAAAAGGUGCUCCGCUCAAGGACUCGGUGCAGGUGCCCGCCUUCGGCUACACCAUCCUCAGAUUCUACUCCAACAGUCCAGGCUACUGGAUGUUCCACUGUCACAUUUCGCCGCAUUCCGAGAACGGAAUGGCCGCCGUGGUGCGGGUUGGCGAGGAUGUCGAGAUGAAGAUGUGCCCGGUGAGCAACUGCGGACUGUGCAGUUCGGUGGCCUAGUGGGCUCGAUCGCAAAGUUCCCUCAGUUAUAUGCAAUAAAAGCGUUACCUUCAAACUGGCA